Chelonia mydas (Green sea turtle) is the source of this 14984-nucleotide messenger RNA. It is a transcript of the gene FEM1C, whose product is annotated as fem-1 homolog C. Bases 383 to 2236 code for a protein of 617 amino acids. The transcript is spliced from 3 exons. Gene Ontology annotation, molecular function: protein binding. The record is from RefSeq and is a predicted model, not a curated record. NCBI's taxonomy places the organism in Eukaryota, Metazoa, Chordata, Testudines, Cheloniidae.
AGCCCCUUCCCUAUUGGGGCUCCUGACAGAGGACACGAGACAGCUCGUUCGGCUGCGCCUGGGCGCUGGGCUGGGCGCUUGCCGAGGCUCGUUGCUGUGGGGACUCGCCUGUCAUGGAGGAGCUGGAUGGGGCGCGGGGCGCGGCGGAGGCUUCCCGGUGAAGGCGGCUCCGGGGAGAGGGAGCCGGCGGGGCGCCCGCGCUGGGGAAGAUUGUUGAGCACAGUCUGUGCUCUGAAUUGUUAGGACCUAAGAUCAGAGUCUUCAUGUUUGUUCACAGAGAUAACGCAGAUCUAAGAAAAGCGUGUGGGUCUUCUGUUUGGACUCUGUAGUUCCAGUAGUCCCAUUAUCUGUGACACUGAAGGAUAAAAGCGGCACAGACUAAAUGGAUCUAAAGACAGCAGUGUUCAAUGCAGCUCGUGAUGGCAAACUGCGGCUCCUUGCAAAGUUACUGGCAAACAAAACCAAAGAAGAGGUGGCCUUGCUGAUGUCUGAAAAAACUAGUGGUGCUACACCACUUUUGAUGGCAGCCCGUUAUGGACACCUUGAUAUGGUGGAAUACUUGCUGGAGCAUUGCUGUGCUUCUAUAGAAGUUGGUGGCUCGGUGAAUUUUGAUGGUGAGACCAUUGAGGGGGCUCCUCCAUUAUGGGCAGCUUCUGCUGCUGGUCAUUUGAAGGUAGUCCAAUGUCUGUUAGAUCAUGGCGCAUCUGUCAACAACACAACACUGACAAAUUCAACCCCACUUAGGGCAGCCUGUUUUGAUGGGCACCUGGAAAUAGUAAAAUACCUUGUGGAGCAUAAAGCUGAUUUGGAAGUAUCAAACCGACAUGGGCACACAUGCCUGAUGAUCUCAUGUUACAAAGGACACAAAGAAAUUGCUCAGUAUUUACUUGAAAAAGGUGCUGAUGUUAAUAGAAAAAGUGUUAAAGGAAAUACUGCAUUACAUGACUGUGCAGAAUCUGGAAGCUUGGACAUCAUGAAGAUGCUUCUUAAAUACUGUGCAAAGAUGGAAAAAGAUGGCUAUGGAAUGACUCCCCUUCUGUCAGCCAGUGUGACAGGUCAUACAAAUAUUGUGGACUUCCUGACGCAGCAUGUACAGACCAGUAAGGCAGAACGUAUCAAUGCUUUGGAGCUUUUAGGAGCAACAUUUGUGGACAAAAAAAGAGAUCUUCUUGGUGCUUUGAAAUACUGGAAAAGAGCUAUGGACAUGAGGUACAGUGACAGGACUAAUAUCCUCAGCAAACCUGUGCCACAAACACUAAUUAUGGCUUAUGACUAUGCCAAGGAGGUGAAUAGUGCAGAAGAGCUAGAAAAUCUUAUUGCAGACCCUGAUGAGAUGAGAAUGCAAGCACUGUUAAUUAGAGAACGUAUUCUUGGUCCUUCUCACCCAGAUACAUCUUAUUAUAUUAGGUACAGAGGUGCAGUCUAUGCAGACUCUGGAAACUUUAAACGAUGCAUCAACCUAUGGAAAUAUGCUUUGGACAUGCAGCAAAGCAAUUUAGACCCACUGAGCCCUAUGACAGCCAGCAGUUUACUGUCAUUUGCUGAACUCUUUUCCUUCAUGCUACAGGAUAGGGCAAAAGGCCUCCUAGGCACCACCGUUACAUUUGAUGAUCUUAUGGGAAUACUGUGCAAAAGUGUCCUCGAAAUAGAUCGGGCUAUCAAGCAAACUCAGUGUCCACCUGACCAAAUACAGCUGAACAAAGCCCUUUCUAUCAUUUUGCAUUUAAUUUGCUUGCUGGAAAAAGUUCCUUGCAGUCCAGAACAGGACCAUUUUAAAAAGCAGACUAUUUACAGGUUUCUUAAACUGCAGCCUAGAGGGAAGAAUAACUUCAGCCCACUUCAUCUUGCUGUUGAUAAGAAUACUACAUGUGUGGGUCGUUACCCUGUUUGCAAGUUCCCCUCUCUACAAGUUACUGCUAUACUGGUGGAAUGUGGUGCUGAUGUAAAUGUCAGAGACUCUGAUGAUAACAGCCCCUUACACAUUGCUGCACUGAACAACCAUCCAGACAUCAUGAAUCUUCUUAUCAAGUCAGGUUCACACUUUGACACCACAAACUUGCAUAAACAAACUGCUAGUGACUUGCUGGAUGAGAAGGAAAUGGCAAAAAAUUUGAUCCAGCCCAUAAAUCAUACUACAUUGCAGUGUCUUGCUGCUCGUGUUAUAGUGAAUCACAGCAUAUGUUAUAAAGGGCACAUCCCUGAAAAGCUAGAGAACUUUGUGUUGCUCCAUAGAUGAUAGUAUGACAAUUGUUGAAGCACGAGUUGGUGACCUUAAUUGUUGCUUUCUCAAGCACUGUUGUGAUACACCGGCGUUCAUUUAGCUUGACCUAUCGUGUUCUCAUUGGCUAAAGCAUCAUUAGCAUCAGAUCUGCAGAAUUGGCUACCCAGUAUUUAAUAUGAAUAUGCCAUAUAAUAUAUUUUGUGGAUUAUUUAGAAAUGUAAUGCCAUAUUUAGACUCUCUUAAAAUUGUCCGCCAAAGGCUUGUCUACUCUGGUUUUAUUUGCCUGUUGGGUGUUUAGGACUGAGAUGAAUAUUUUUCACUGGUGUCUUUUUACUAUUACUGGUAUGUGGAUUUUAUACAGUUGGAAGGUCAUCUUUUUUGUUUUUGCUUGCGCAUUUCUACUCAAAUUCUGUUUUUCUAUGAACUCAUUGCUAAACUGAACAAGUUGUAUGGACUUGUUAACAUUUGCAAUUACCAUAAGUGCUUUAUCUUCUCUAUGCACUGGCUUAAACAUGACUGUUGUGUGUUAGCAUAUUUCUAUGCAGCAGUUGGCCAACUUCAGCUCAAACAGCAUUUUUUGCAGUUUUAUGGAGCUUUUUCUGAGAACACUUCCUUCACAGCAUGACAAUUUUUGGAGCUACGUGUCAAUUGUCCAAACUUUUUGGUUUGACUUUUAUUCUAGCUGUAUCUGAGGUUGCUUUCUUAGUCCUCUUGAAAUAUGUGCUAAAUUUGGGAGAAAAACCUGUUCUUGUUCUCUUGGUAACCCAGUUGAAAUUUAAGUCUAAGUCAUUCUGAUGCAUCAUGCAGCAAGGGGAAGAGUCCUUAUCAUGUACAUCUGACUCUUUCCCUCUGCACUAACGUCUUGUUUGUGCUGAUUGUGUGACUAGAUGUAGAGAGUUUGCUCAAAUUUUUAACCUCAAACUUAAUAAUACACUUGAAUAAGAAAUUAAUUGAAUGUAUGCAGUAGUCUGAAAUUACAAAUCAAUUUCCUUACCUACAAAAGGAACUAAAGCAUGUUGGUGGCAUGAUGCUUGUCAAACCAGGUUUAGACAUCUAGUAUAAUUAUAGUACCUUGGCAGAGAGCCACUCACUAUAAUGUAUCAAAAAUUCCAUAGCAGUGUCCUCCCUUUUCUUAAUUUUAAAUAUACCCUUUUAGAUAAUUUGCAUGCAUUUUUCAUCUCUUGUAUUGUCAGCCAUACUUAAACACCAGAAGUUGUGGUGUGUACAUAGCUUCUAUUGAAAGUUACCUAUUUUUAUAAUAUUUGCACAACAGCUUAGCUAUCUCAGCAAAAAGGGCUUUUUCAACUUGAUUAGAAAUCCGCAAGUGAAGAUUCUAAAUGAGUAAGAUUCAGGUAAUUUAAUAUAAUUCAGCACUUUAUUGUUGAUUCAGAAUGAAACUUAUUCAGGCACAUUAGCCCUACAAAUGUUUUUAAAUUGUUCUCAAGAGAAAAAAUUCUUUUGGGUUGAGUAGAGUGCAACUUACUGCCAGCUCAAUGGUCAAGCACAGUGGACGUCAUUUGACUUGGCAUUUCUUUUCAGUGAUGGUCAGUAACCAUGCCUAAUGUUUUUUUAACUACAGAAAUUCAGUGGGUUUUUCUGGACUUUCAUCAGAUUAUGAACUUGCAAAGAUGAUAGCAGAGGAAUUUCAAAAGCCAAAUUAAUGAUACUAAGGUGACUUGAACUUAGUGGUUUUUGUUUUUGUUUUUUUUUUAAUUUGAUUUUAAAAUAUUUUUGUCUUUGAUGUUUCUGAAUUGCAUUGGUGAUGAGCACAUCUUUGACAGUAAGUAAAAAGGCAGUGCUUUCCUUACCUUUUGGCUGUUUAGGUAUUCUCUCUCUCCUUCUCUUACUUUGUGAAGGAAAGUGAAGCUGAGUGGCUGGGUCACCCUCAGAUCAUGAUGACUUUUAAACAGCCAGCAGUCAUGUCAGAAGCACUGUAGUUUAUACAUAUUUCAAAGUUUGAAAACUGCAUUAAAAUAUAUUGAAACAAAUUUCUCUGUUUUUGUCCCAUGGCACAUUUGCAUUGUUUGUAUGAAAAGCAAAGUUGAGUUAAUCUCACAAGGAUACAGUAGUACAUUUCUAUUCAAUUAUCUGAAUUUCUUUGAUUUAUAAUCAUUAAAACACAUGGUACACCAAUUGUUGAUCGUAAGAACAAGUUUCAUUACUUCAUUUUCUUAUUUUCAACAUUCUUCCUCUUUCACUUACCAUUCUUCAAGAAGAUUUAAUGAAUAACCAACACCACGCUGUAGGAAUGAGCCACAAUGUGGUUGGAACUCUAACAUGGAUAAUACAAAAAGAGAUUCUAAAACAUUGUUUUUUGUAUUCUAGAAUCUGUGCUGCUCUUCAUUAAUAGUUUACAUUUCUAACUUUAAAUGGGAUAAUGGAUAGCUAUAGUUAUUUGGUUGGACCAUUUUCUCCAAGAGUUUUACCUUUGAGAGUCCAGAACUGUGAUUUUUAAAAACAGGAAUACUGUGCUGCUAUUCUGGUGCUAACAAAAUUUCUGCAUUAGAAAACAUACCCAUGAGUUUUCCUGCUAUAAAAACCUUAGGGAACACAUCAUUAUUUUUUUUUUAAUCUAUAGUGAUCCAAUGAAGGUUGCCAAGUCUUAGUAUGAAAGUUUAUUCUACUGUUUGUUUUUAAAGAAAUGUAUGUAAAUAUCCUGAAGUAUGGGAGGGACUAAUCUCCUGUGCAUGUUUUCCCUGUAUAUCUACCAAUGUACCUCUAUCCUGACCUACAGCAAAUCUGUUGUUCCAAAUUUUGCAUGAGGCCACCUAAUGAACUUUGAUGAUCUCCGGGUAUUUAAACCUAGGCUUCCAGAGGGUAAUGGCUGGCACAUUUAAACCUGUCUGCCACUUAGCCGCCAACGUUCACAUUAGCUUUCUUAAUUUUUAUUUCACUUUCAAAUUAAAGCAGUCCAGACUCCGUUGGAAGGUAAUAAGUUAGGGUGCUGUGGGCUUUUAUUGAGCUUGUAAAUAAGGCUCUAAACUUAGCUGUCCACCAGCUGAAACAAGGUUCUGAUUACUUUUUGUUCUUGGUCGUGUUACUCCUUUAAUACUGGGAAUGUAGUUAUCCUAGUGCAACAUAGUGAUGCAAAAAUGCAGCAGCACUGUUAGCUGGAAUUGAGGCAUGCUAAGGAACUAAAGGACCUUCAGAACAUGAUGAUUUAUUUUCUCUUCUCCUUUCUGUCAUUAUUUACUUAAAACCCUCUUUCUCCUUCCCUCUGUUAUCUUCCUGUUACAUAUUUCUGUAACUGGAAUGUACUGUUCCAGAGGUACCAACCCAGUGCCACAUUUGUGUCAAGGACAUUACAUACAAUCUUAUGCAUUUUGGGGGUACAACACAUUUUAAAGUAUUUAAACAAUCUACAGCAUGUUCCUAAGAGGAUGGGAUACUGAUACCCCAAAGAGGCCUGCUUGUUGAGAGAUGGGAAGGUGGAUUUUUUUACACAUAUAUGCACACACACUCAAAGGAUUUUUUUUGUUCUUCAUCCCAUUCAGAGUUUUCAUUGGAAUACUUCAGCCAGGGAGAUGAAAAUUACAGUGGUAUAAAAUGAAACUUUCUUCUUCCCCCCCUUGGAAUGUUAUAGUGAAAUUUAUAUUUCUCUCUCUGUUGUUGCCAUCCUAAUAGCAAGAACUCUCCAUACAUUUAUGCUAUCUUUGGUGGUUCUGACUGCUGUAGUGCACAAAGUAAAGAUACUUCUUAAAGCAUCAGUGUGGUGGUGUUUCAGCAAAUACAAAAGGUAGGCUUUCUGACAUUCAAAUUCUAAUUUUAAGUCAAUAUAGUGUCUGUGAAAGGGGCUGAACUGAGAACCAUCUGUUUAUCUGCAGAUUAUGUACAGCAGUACUAAUGUAAGUUUUCCCUCUCUAUUCCAGCACUAAACAUCUUUCCUGAACUGGAGGACCAAAAUAUUUGAGGGAUAGGGUAAUUUUUUUAGUCUUCAUCUUUACUCCAUCCUUAGUGUCUGAUAGCAUUUUAAAUGGUUUUGUUGUGAUACAGACAUCCAUUCUCUAGCCACCUAAAUGAGACAGUCGACUCAUUUCAUGUAGGUCACCAAAUAGCUGAAGAUGUUAAAUUCCAACCUGGUUUUGAGAUAUCAAUCCCAGUCUCUCAGCCAUCCAGUCUCAUUCCAAACCCAAUCUGCAACAGCUCUUGGUAGAAAAUAUAGGUAAAUAUUUCCUAGCUUCCAAAACAAUCCUCUGUUGAGAACUGCUUUUAAAACUGGAUGAACAUAAAUUAUUUCCAUUUUUUAAAAAAGAAAUGGAAUGUCAUGGCAGAUAUUCUACAAAAGGAUAAAAUCCUUAUUAGGAAAAACAUCUGUAUCACUUCAGUUUUCAUAUCAAUUGCAAAGUAAUAGUGGCUGUGUAUGUGACUACUUUAUGCUAUAAAUUUCACUAAAUGAUUUUUCAAAUGUAAGGAGUAGAACGCUGACUGGAUUAUGUCAUUUUGACAAGUGACUAUGAAGACCAUUGUACUAAUGUUGAUCUUCUUUACUGUAAAGUCAAUUGAUGGUAUGGUAAUUGGUAUUACAAAGUAAUUUUGUGGGAGAAGAGUUGAUGGCAGUACAUUGUAAAUGAGGGGAAGACAUAAUCUGAUCUAGUUUGAAGGACACUAUUUUAUACUGUACAAAUCACUUGGCUUCUGUAAAUGUGAAAAUAACUGUUGUAUGGAUUUGGACCCUUCGCUGAUGGCAAAGUGGAAAAGUGAUUGUUUACCUGAUUUUUAACUCAUUUUGUAUAAACGUCCCAUCGUGUCACAGACUUCCUAUGCAGGGCUAGCUCAGUGUAUUGAAAUACUGCAAUUUCUUUUUUAAGUGAAGUAAUUAAGCUUUAAUAGAAAUGUAAAAAGGGAAUAAACUUUUCUCUGCUCUUAAUCUCUUUAGGCUCCAAAAUGCAAAUUAAAUUAAAAUUGUUUCGGAGAACAACUGGCUGAGUCUAUAUCUGUUUUCUUUAAGGGCUGCUAUAGCAUCCCUAAGAAAGAGGGCAUUUUCUAUUAAGGUAAGAAUGGCUAAACACUGAUGCUACAGCUUUCGACAUUUCCUCCUGCUGUUAUCAAUGACUGUAUCCAAAAGGGAACUAAAAAUGCCUGCUGUCUGUAAUGGAACUGUUUGAGUUCAGAAUACAGGCAGCAUGGGAAAAAAUAACUUCAAGUUUCCAAAAGACAUUGUAGCUGAUGGAGGAAAGUACACAAAAUUAACAGACGGUUAAUAGUGCCACUUUAAAUGUUAAAUAAUACAUCUGCUUAUGUUUACAGCAUAACCAAACCUAAUUAGCAGUUUUCAGAACAAACUUUAGGAAAAUUCAUAAUAUGUCACCAAAAUCUCGCACCCUAAACAUAAACUGGCGUAAAAACAUAGAUUUUGUUUUUCUGUUGCUUGUGAUUGGUUGUCAUUUCUUACCAUUGGCACAACAGUCUUUGUUAUGCUUUCAGCCAUGUUCAGUGCACCAUCUAUCUAACUCAAGUGCAACCUCCUCUGAUGUUUUUCCUUUAGCAUUUCCCCCUCUCCACCCCCCCCACCCCCCAACCCCACCGGGAAAAUAAAACAUGGUUUUAACAUGAGCCAAAUAGGAAAUAUUGAAGUGGAAAAUAAAACAAAUGUUUAUAUAAAUUGUAUUCUUAGCUAGAUUGAUGAUUAGUCUUACGGUCUGAUGGAUAAUGAGAGAACUUAUAUUAGUAGAAAGAAUCUGGAAUUGGGACCUUGCUGCUGCUGGGCCGUGUUUAGUUUAUGAGCAACUUGCCACUUCCAGCCUUCCUUGCUACAGCAGACUUUUAGAUGGCUGUGCUAAUUUGUACAAAUCAAAGUUAGAGUUGAAAAAUUAGAAUUGGCUCAUGCUGUCAAUUCCUUCUGCCAGAAUAGUAUGUAGUUACUGAUUGGAGGAUGUAUCAGAUAUACUGAACAUGUCUAUCCUGUGACUUCACUGUAAGACCAACCUUCCUCAGUCUCUAAAUUUACUUUUCAUUAAUUUCACACGCAUAGUCUCUUGGAAAAAAAAAAACAAAACAGGAACAAGUAUUAAUUUUGUUGUUGUUUAGUUCUUAUACUGUGCCAGUCACGGUGGUCUCUGAACUGGGGCAGCAGCACUUUUACAGAUCAUUUUUCUCAUGCUGUUGACUCCCAAGUUACUGGGCUCAACUGUGUGUUCUGUUUAUGCCAUGGAAUGUAAUUGGAAACAUGAAAUCUGCAGCAACACAAACUCUCCAGAACCACACCAUGAGGUUUAUCUGCCUGUUUUCCUAAAUAAGGUGAAAGAACAAUGUAUGUCAAGUUUGUCUAGAAAUUAAUAGUUGCAGACAAGUUGCGAAAGCCUGCUAAUCAGGUUGGGGAGAAACAGUGAAUUCAAAUUUAACUCUCUGAGCUCUGAUACCGUUGACACUCACGAUGACAACUUCAGUAGGAGUUAGGUUCAGGGAAACACUAUGUAAUCAGAUUUGUAUGGAGUGAUGCAAAUAAAAUGUCUGACCUACUCAAGGAUGACAACUCUUCCUUACUUUAACAUGCUUAAAGUUGUUAUGAAAUGGGGCUUGGGAGAGGAAACUCCUCAGUGGCUGACAAAGGUUAAGACUUUGAAGGAUUAUGGCUUGAGAAAAAAUACCUGGCACCUACCAUUCUGAAAACUAAUCAUACUAGUCAACGUGGAAAAAUCCCUGUUCCAUCACACUCCGUCCCAAUCCUUGGUCCAGAAAGUUCUCCUCCUGCCCCUUCGGAGAGCACUACCUCUACCCAGGGCUCAGCCCGUUUGCAGUAUCCAAGAGCUGCAACCCAUGUUCCCUCUUAAUUUAUUUUUCUGUGUAUGGAAUGAAUGAAUCCCGCUAAGGAAACUUAAAAUGGGGGAGCCCAGGUGCUCCUAUACCUGAUCCCUCCGUCUCUGUCCAUCCCUCUCUGUUCCCUUCUCCAAGCUUUUCUGCCGCUUAUUUCCCACUCUCCACAUUCUCUUCCCUGCCCCUUCUGUCUUUAACAUUUCCCUCCUCUUCCUCUCUCCCUUCUGUCACCAUGCUUUUUUCACAGCUUCUGGUUGACGUUGAAAUGGGAAUUGAGGGCAUCAGCAGGAUCAGGCCCUUGCUAAAUCAUAAGUGUCUUUGUACUCUUGUUCCUUACAAGUGUACAGGUUUUUUGUUUGUUUUUAAAUUAAACAAAACUGUAUUGGGGAAAAGGGUGUGUCAGAAGAAACAUGGGCUUCAACAUGAUCCUUAUCACCCUAAGGAAUAACUUAGCUACACUUUCUCUCUUAAGCUAUUCUCCAGCUACUGAGCAGAAAAAUAACUUGGCAGCUGCUUAACAUCACUGGAAUUAGUAUAGGGUUGGGUUUGCCUAACUAGCUGUCCUGUUCAUCACGGUUUACCUUGUGCAAGACUCUGGGUGGGUACUGGGCAAGAUCAUGCCCUUAGUGAAUUGUUAUAAAUCCAUAAACAAAGUACUCGGAGAGCACAUAUAGUGGAUUCCUGUACUUGAAUGGAGGAAGGUACUUAGAAGCUUGGCCCUCUGUUUAAAAGCCUGUGAUGUGGUAGUUCUAACACACUGCACACUUUGGGACUUCUGAGGAACUGUCCUAAACGUGUCCAUUUUUCAAUGUAUUUUAAAAGUUUCACUAGUUUUAUCUAUGCGGGAAGUUCCAGUUCCUUAUUUUGUGACCCUCUGUUCUUUUGUACUGCAGAAGCAUGUGAUGAUGAUAAGAAUGUGUCAUUUAUCUACUUCUUUUAAAAUUGUCUGCUGUGUAAAAGUGGGGAACUUGUUAAAACCAACCUUUGCUGUGUAUCGUGCUUGACUUUGCCUUGCUGUUGAUAGGGCAGGUUUCACCUGGUUGAGAGGUGUUUUCCAGUAGGUUCCAGAAUAACGUGAAAGAAUCAGUUCCAACUGGUGGAUAGCAAAAAAUCUCCAAUACUGACUAUCUGAAGUCAGUUUCAGAGGCUGAACCAAACACUAACUUCUUUAUUUAUCAAAGAGAAGAGUGCCCUAUUUCUAAAAAGUGAAAGUGGUGUCACAAUUUGUAAGAAAAUCUAGAUAACUGGGCAUACUGCUCUAACCACAAGGGGCAAGGAGCAACCCAGCAUCCCAAUGCAAUUUCCCAACACUCCUUCACUUGAGUCAUGCUUCUUGCUUCUCUUUCAGAUAUAUGAACAAUGGCAGAUGGAUUUUUUUUUCCAGUAGCUGAAAACAUCCAGUAAGAAAGUCUUGUGUGACAGAGAGUGUGUUGCUCUUGCAAUGUCAGGCUCACUUAUUGGCAAUGGGGUCAUUUUAUUUGUGGAGGAGCCUCUACACUAGAAAAGAGUGUCCCUACUGAAUCAGCAGCAAGCAAUGGUGCAAAGCUGCUUGCAUCAGUGGAGCUCUGGUAUGUUUACUGAUAUGUCAUGGAUACCUAGGUUUGAAAAGAAAACAUGAAAUAUUAUAUUCCUAAUGGUAGGAUGUUUCCACAGUAUAAAAGGAAGGUGAAAACAAGAAUCCUUCUACCCUAGUGUUUUAGCAGCAGUGUUUAGCCAUUAGGAACUCUGCAUGACACGGUGCUAAAAACUCUUGAAUCCUCUCUGCACGAGUCCUCGAUGAUGUUGCUGACAGUUACUGUAAUCUUGGUAGUAAGUGUUUUUAUACAGACUUCUGUGGACAAGGCCUUGCAGUACAAAUUCUCUGCCUCAGACAAUUUGUCUGCAGUUAUUCUAGGCUCUAACUUUUAGCCUAACGAGUAUAGGAAAGCCAAAGAGCAACUGAAUAUUAAAUUAGUUCAUGAUGAAAACAGCAUCUUGUGGUGUUUAGAUGCUGCUUGUAAUUAUUAGAACUGGGAGCACUGGCUGUUGGGAGUCUGAACGGACAGGAAACGGGGGGGGGGGGGUUGAGGAGGCGGAGUGAGAGCUACCGAGGGUGCAGCAGCAGCUUGGUAAAGAGGUUUCCACUUUAAAAAUAAAGUCCUGUUGAAGUUUAAUGCCUUGCCUGGCUGCUACAACAUGAGCGACUGAAUAUUAAAUUAGUUCAUGGUGAAAACAGUAUCUGUAGGAAUUCAGGAGGAAUGUCCCUACAGCCAGGAACUUUAGGGGUAUGUCUAAACUGCAUGUGGGAGUAUACUAGUGGGGCUUGUACUAGCACUCUAAAAGUAGCUGUGUGGGUGCUGAUUUCAUGUUGUGGGUUGGGCUUUCGAACCCCACCCCAAAAAGGCUUUGGAGCUGGAGCUGCAGCCUGUUGCAGCUAUUUUUAGAGCACCAUUGUGAGUCCUGCUAGGUAGCCUGAGUUCAGGGAGCUGGGCUGGGAGGCUCGUUUCUGCCUGCAAUGUGGACAUUCCAUAGGCAGCAGGGACCAUUUCCUUAUACUAUUUGUAAAAAAUCUAAUCCGGUGGAGCAAAAUAAAAAAUAGCACUUUCUAAAAUUCAUUUUUCAAUGCCUCUGGGAGGGAGAUUUCCUCUGCAGAAGGACCUCAUACCAUUUGAUGCUAGCUGGGCAAUCGGCUGGCUGAGUUUUUGGAAUUUUCCUGUGUAAUCCUAAUCUGGGGAAGUGUUUGAUUCUGAAAAUGAGAAAAACAGAAGAGGUUAUUCUUUAUGAGUUUUACAAGACUUUUUAAAAACUUCUAGGACUCCCCAAUCUCUAACUACUCCCUGUAGUCUGCUGAAAGAUACUAUUAAAUUCUUGGAUUUAGCACCAGCCAUAACUGUCUGUACCAAACAGUCUUUAAUACCGUUAGGAAUUAUUUCUGAAGAAGUUUUAUUUUUAGCUCUCCUCAGGGGAGGGACAAGCACCUAUGGCUUGAGUUGUAUAAAUCACCAGAAAAUGGAUUGUUUUAUUCAUGGGUUGGUGUUCACUUUUCAUAUGCCUUUAGUCCAAGAGUGGCAUGACUGAAAGCCACAAGGUGACUUCAGAAAAAGAAAAAGGCCCACCACCCUGGCUGGAAAGACCAAGAGCUGAGGAGAAGCAAUGGUAUCAAAACUCUGUGUCCUAUUAGUUCACCUACUUGCCAGUUAUUGGCUGCAUAGGAAGCCCAGAUGUUCAGACAGGUGUAUCCUCUUAAGUAGAAAUGGUUUACAAAGAUUAACAUUUUCAAUAACAUGACACUUAAAACUGCACAUCUAAACACUAUUUUGUCUAGUGAUAUUGGAUACUCUUAGUUGUGAAGACCGAACAUAACGGAAACAAAAAUUAACUUCAACCUUUGCUAGACUGUGUUCAUGAUCUUACACACUGAAGGAUUCUACAGUGCUUUACAAACUGAUGUGCAAAACUUGUGCAUCGAGUUUGGUCAUCACUACUGUACAGAUAUAUCUGAUGUAAAACACAGCAGCUAUUGUACAGAGCAUAGCUAUGGCUCUAUGACUGUUUAACUACAUAUACACAAUGGAACAGCUUCAACAGGAGACAUUUGGAGAAACCUGCCCUACAAUACCCUAUAGUCCAGGGGUUAGAGCUUCCUCCUGAGAAGAGACUCAAGUUCAAAUCUCUACUUCAGGAAAAGGGGCAAUUUAAAGCUGGGUCUCCCCCAGCCUGAGUGAGGGUUCUAGCCACUGGGCUAAAAGUUACACAUGGGGGGGUGGGAAGCACCAUAACCUUCUUUUCCUCUGGUGACAGGUUUCAGAGUGGUAGUCUCUAAGGUGCCACAAGUACUCCUCAUUCUUUUCCUCUGGUGUUUCAUUCAAAAACCAGUUUCAAUGCCUAACUCCAGGAAAGGGUUCAUGGCUGAGAAUCCCAAGAAGUGAUAGGUGCCUCCCUCCAGCCCAGAUUUAGUGCCUAGUUCCCUGAGAGGGCAGGGCUUACAUCACCCCCUUCUGCUCUUCAGCGUUUCUAAUAACUGUUUCAAGUGGCUUCCUUCUCAGCUUGCUGGCUUUUGUGAAUCUCUCUCUGUCUCUAUGCAUUGUACAGGGUGCGUAGGUACCUAACACAGGACUGUAGAUUCCCCUGGGUGGCAAAACACCUAAAAGUUAGUCCCUUUGUGGAUCUAGCCCUUUAUUCCUUUCCUCAAGUGGAGUAAUUGUACAUAAAUGAGGAACUACUCGUAUGUGACCUUGUCUUUACAUCAUAAUGGUCACGCUUGUUGAAACGUGGAAGUGUGGUUUGCUUAGUAAAAUAGCUUACUUGCAAAAUAGCACAACCAUUAGAAUAUUUGCUUCAUUUUCCACAGAAAGUGAGGUCAGUAAUUUUUCAGUUUGUCUCCAGUAUCUGAGAAAAUUCAAUACCUGUAAAAUCUGCGUGCCACAUAGUAGAAAGUAUAGGUAGAAUAGGUGCUACUGUGUUUGGUGGGUAUUUGUAAUGUUUGAUUACUACUAUUAAAUGUGGCAGUGGAGAUAUUGUAGGCUGGAGAAUAUUAGAGGGUGAAAGAUGGUUCUUAACUAAAUGGGGAUUUAAUGGUGAUAACACAUAAGUGCAGGAAUUAACAAUAGCCAGCAAUUGAGAUAGCAGCUCACAGAGUUGGUACUUUUUCUCUUCUGCUUGCAUCUUAUCUUUAAUUUAAAAGUAAGUUUAAAACUCUAACCUUUAUGGUUGAGAAGACGACUUUCAAAAGGGAAUUGGUGGCAAAUCGAUGCUGCCCUGGCUGCAGCAUGCCUGAAACAAUAUCUCUGAGAGGUGGGCAGUCUUCCAGUCCUUUCAGUGGGAAAGUUAACUGGGAAACCUAAUCAUGAAUAUUUAUGUCAACACAGUUAACUAUUUUGCUGCUGGCCAAAGCAUUCAAGAGAGGAGAGGGAAGAUUAGAAAAUGUGUGUAAACUAUAGAAUAGCCGCUCCCAGGGGUGUCAUAAGUGGGUAGAGCACAGGAGACUACCAUCACUCCCCCCACCCCCACCCCCUUUCUAGCUUCUAAUAAUAACUCCUGCAAAACAUUAUUUCUUCUUAAAUUAUCCUUAUGUUGUGGAUAGUUCCAAAUUCCCAGGUGCUGAGGUACUAUCCCAUCACUAUAAAUUCAGUUCAUAACCAUUCCCUCUUCCAAAUUUCUGUGGACCCUUUUAUAAUUUCCACACUUAUUAUGGAUCAGAUAUGGGGCGAGCUCCUCCUCUAGCAGGGCACCUGUGCUGCUAUCUGCUUUGCUAUUUGAGAAAUCAUUGCUUGACUUGUAAUAACAUAGGCCUGGUCUACACUAGGGACUUACAUUGGGAUAGCUAUGUCUCUCAGGUUGUGAAAAAUCCACACCCCUGAGAGACAAAGUUGUACCGACCUAAUCCCCAGUGUAGACUGUGCUAACUCAACAGAAGAAUUCUUCCACCUAACAGAGUCUAUACUGGGAUUAGGUUGACUUAACUAUGUCUCUGAAUUUUUUCACACCUCUGAGUGAUGUCGCUAGGUUCACCUAAGUUUUAGGUGUAGACCAGGUCAAAGUCUAUUGGCUACUUCCAAGGAAUCAUCACGAGAAGGAGAGAUGUAAUAUAGCACCACAGUGCAAGAAGCUCCCUUGCCUAACCUCAAGCCCACUUAAAGGAGCAGCAGCUGCUGUAGCAGCUUUCCUUAAAGCAAAACAAGGAACAAAUAAAAUAUAAAAACUUACUGGGCCUGAUUCUUCUCUGCCUUGCCCCCUUCUAGUCAUUUAUACCUAUGCAAGAGGCUGUGAGACUGCCAAAUCAAUCGUAAUGGUUUACAUCCACUUUACACAGGAGGAGAUGGGUGUAGAAGCAAUAUGGCCAGCCCCAAUCGUUCAACAGUCACAAGUCAGACUUCAAAAGAUCAUGAGAUUGGCUUAAAAAUUAUGAAAUGUUUUUAAAAUAAUAAAUGUUAUGUUCAGUUUGUCUUCUGGUUCCUGAGGUGCUAGGGUGCUCUUGGGUCAGGUUUCCAAGCUUUUCUACACAAUGUGAGGGCUAGAAGAUUUCUAUUAA